CCACGAAAUUGAAUGUUUUCGGGAAGUGUAGCCAAGGCGGAUUUGGAUAUCACCCGCGCGACCCCUCGAGCCCAUCGCCUUCAAAUUGGCCGAAAUGCUCGAAACCUAAACAUAAUUCUAAUAUGCUUCCUUCUUCCUCCACCUCUCUCAAUCUGUAUCUCUGAUUCUCUUCACAAUGUUACUCACUUCUCAACGCCUCUUCGCAGAUUCACCUUCCAUCCUUUCUUUCUCCAAUCUUUACUUCACUAGAAACUCAGCCCUAUCCCUCUCGAUAACCGUACGCCACCACCUCUCCAAUCCCGCUCAUCUUCGGAUUCUGAAGCUUGGAUCAUUUAAACCUUACAAUUUCAAUUCCUUCAGGACUUCCGCUGACCCUUUCCUUCUUAGAGCCUAUGAUUCCGAAGGUUCUGUGCAGAAGGAUGUUGUCGGGGAUUUCAAUUUGGACUCUCUGCUUGCUCUGGCUGAAUUCUUGUGUCUGCUUUCGUCGGCAGUUUUAUCCGUUGGUUACGCGGUGAACAGUGUGAUUGUUAGCUCAAAGAAGGAGUUCUUGGCAAUGGGGAAUAAGGCUAUUGUUUGGGGUGUUUUGAUGUUGGUUGGUGGAGUUGUGAUUGGUGCGUGGAUUCGGAGACGACAAUGGAGGCGAAUUUGUAGGGAGACGCACAAGGAAGGCUUGGAGGUUAAUUUGCUCCACCGGAUUGAGAAAUUGGAGGAGGAUUUGAAGAGCUCAGUGACUAUUGCCAGGGUUUUGUCAAGACAGCUGGAGAAGUUGGGAAUAAGAUUUCGGGUGACCCGGAAGGGGUUGAAGGAACCCUUAAACGAGACUGCAGCUCUGGCACAGAAGAAUUCUGAGGCCACAAGAGCAUUAGUAGUUCGGUCAGACAUUUUGGAGAAGGAGCUAGGUGAAAUUCAAAAGGUUUUGUUGGCGAUGCAGGAACAACAGCAAAAACAACUUGAUCUAAUUCUUGCCAUUGGGAAGACCACAAAACUAUGGGAAGGCAGACGGGAAACUAGUGAGGUACAGAGCAAAUUGGUAGUAUCUAAGUCAGACGAGGAUGAGGUAAAUAAGAAGGAAAUUCACCAAAUUUGAAUCUAGGGUAGAAUUAAGGGAGGAAAAAUCUGGGAUUUUCGAUGAAGAAAAUCUGUUGUUAUUACAACAUUCUUCCUUUCACGCUGUGUAUACUGAACCAUCAAUCAUGACACAUUGAAAUUCCUGGAAUUCUGUCCGCACGGAAUCAUGGUGUCUCAUUUUUCAUUGUCUCGAGUUUGCUGAGAACGUUGUUACUGACGAAGUGAAGUUGCUCAAGACAAACUAAUCCGGGAUCAUUCAUAUGCAGAAGUAUGUUUGUUUCAACUCAUAAUUAUAUCAGUAAAUGGUUCAUUAUGCUAGAGCUCAUUCCUUUGAUUCAAGUUUGUAAUUUUCUCGUAAUCCAUUUACUUCAUGAUCUAAUGGUUGCGCAAUUGAUCGACUCUAUUGAAUAAAAUUCCAUUUUCACUUGUU
Messenger RNA from Prosopis cineraria, 1498 nucleotides. RefSeq lists its product as uncharacterized. The transcript has 3 exons. Lineage: Eukaryota; Viridiplantae; Streptophyta; Magnoliopsida; Fabales; Fabaceae. Gene Ontology annotation, cellular component: chloroplast envelope. The record is from RefSeq and is a predicted model, not a curated record. The coding region runs from base 176 to 1087 and encodes 303 amino acids.